AUGUCAAGUGAGCCUUUGUUACCUACUACGAAUGCACCUAUUGAGCAGAAGUUUAUUGUGGUGAGGUUUUCAGAUGAAAGCAUUCAUGAUCUGGAGUUAAAUAUAACGGGUGUCAGCGAGAGUACCAUUGAUACAAGAUGGUUGCGGAAGAUGUGUAGGAGUUUGAGAUCAAGAGAGACAGAUCGCAGGCGAUUGAGAUUUAUACGUAAUGGUGGUAUUCUAAAUAUGCACAGCGAUUUAGGUAACGAUAUUAUUAGAUACUUUGGUAAUGAGUCAAAUGGGGACAAGUUUUAUGUUCAUUGCAUGGUUGGUAGUGAAGUGUUGAGUUUAGAACAAUUGAACAAUGAAGAUGCAUUAGAUGACAUGGGUCCUUCUUCUGAUUCUACUACUACUCAAGCCAUAGGUUUCGACAGGCUACGAGCGGUUGGGUUCUCAGAUGAAGAGAUUGAGUUAUUUAGGGAACAGUUUAGGAGAACCUAUGGGAAUUUACAACAGGAUAAUGAGGAUAACGAGGAUGGGAAUGAGACACAGAACAGCACUAAUGAUAUCAGACAACUAGAAGAACAGUGGAUGGAGACUGGCGUUAACACUGAGACUGGGAAUCCUAUUACUGAUAAUGACAAUUUCAAUGCAGUGCCAAUUGCUAACUUCAAGCAUAAUAAAGAUUUGCUGAUAGGGAUGUGUAUCGGAUUUUGCUUUGGUAUAUUUGGGUUUUUAUUAAUAAAGAUUGAAGGAUUGUUUAAUCGCAGGCAGAAAAUGUCUCUAAUUGCAGGUAUUAUGGUCAAUAUAAUUUUCAGUCUCAUGAAAAGUUUCUAA
Molecule: messenger RNA, 816 nt
Organism: Vanderwaltozyma polyspora DSM 70294
Lineage: Eukaryota; Fungi; Ascomycota; Saccharomycetes; Saccharomycetales; Saccharomycetaceae
Gene: DSC3
Product: Dsc3p
Exons: 1
Coding region: 1-816 (271 amino acids)
Biological process (GO): protein processing
Cellular component (GO): endoplasmic reticulum; Dsc E3 ubiquitin ligase complex
Source: RefSeq, a predicted model, not a curated record